UUUAAGGUCAAGGAACAAAGUAGUCGCCCUCAAAAAAGUCUUCGUCAAGAAUGAACAUAUAUUAUCUGCUACAACUGGGUUCAAAGGGAUCAAGAAAAAGAAUUAAAGUGAAUAAUCAAAUGCUCAUGUUUGAUAAAUAAGAUAGGGGAUAGUCUAGCAGAGUCAUUUAAGAGCUCUCCGAUUAAGAGGAAAUAUGAAACCUGAGCUCCUCCUCAAGAACCACAUCUUAUAUUUAAAAAUACUACCAAAGCCAGAAACAGCAAGAAGAGCAUAAUAAACGAGGUUGCCAUGAUACCGAUAGACUUUUAAUAUAAAUCAAGAAUUUUCAAACAGAAGAGCUAAAAAUAAAUUAGGCCUCAGAUUAUCGCAAAAUUUUCCAUUUAAAGACAUCAAAGAUCAACUAAAAUCUCUCAAAAUGUGGAAUAAUAACAAUAUCAGAUUAAAUUAUUACAGAAUGAAUGAGGGAAGUAGCACUCUAUCUGCUUCUAAAAGCACUCAAAGAGAAAAUAAUUUCUUUAAAAACAAGAAAAAUGCCAGAAAAGUAUUUAAAAACAAAACCCAAGAAGGAAUAAAAAAUAAGAAGCUGAUUAAGAAGAAAGAGCUACAUGCUGAGAAGAGAAUUCCUACAAAUCUAGCUUAUAGGAAAUCUUCCUCUGUUGAAGACAUUAAUUACGACAAAUAUCUCAAGAAAGCAAAAUUUUUAGAAAACUUUGAAAAACCAAUGCUGAAAUAUAGUCAGCAUUCUAUAGGAGGAAAGGAUAUGAAGAAUUUCAAACAUCUUAAUGGAUAUAAAAUAUAUCAGAUAAACCCAGAGAAAUUCAAGCCAAGCAGUAUAGAAACUCAAAUCAGAAUAGAGAAUUAUAUGAUAGACCAAAGACACUUACGCAAACUUCAUCACUAUUUCAAAGGCUCAAAAACAGCCAAAAACGACCCCAAAAGAAACUUUUCUCAAGAAAAUAUCCCUCAGCCUUCCUCACCCCAGAACCCCCCACAAGAACAAAGCUACCUUCAAUUCCAGCCGGUUACCACUAAAAUCCACAAAAUUCCAAGAAUCCCUUCCAAAAGAAUAAUAGUGAGUUCUCAUCGUUCAAAUCGGCAGGAUGUUUCGAACUCUUCUUCUGAUAGGUCUUCUCCUGUGAACCUUCUUCCUCUCAAUAUCAAAACAUGAGAUGGGCCGAAUCAGGGAUCCAGACUUGAUAAGGAGACAUCUGAGCGUCCUCAAAAGACAGUUAAACAAGUUAAGUUUCGCAAAUUACCCAAGGCUUUGAACCUGAAAGGUUCAAAGCUAAAGGCUAGUUUGUUAAAAGCUUGUAUGAAAUCUAAUUAAGAC
Moneuplotes crassus is the source of this 1330-nucleotide messenger RNA. The record is from the annotation of a GenBank genome assembly. Lineage: Eukaryota; Ciliophora; Spirotrichea; Euplotida; Euplotidae.